Triticum dicoccoides is the source of this 1912-nucleotide messenger RNA. Its product is annotated as cytochrome P450 89A2-like. Gene Ontology annotation, cellular component: membrane. The record is from RefSeq and is a predicted model, not a curated record. Bases 166 to 1707 code for a protein of 513 amino acids. Gene Ontology annotation, molecular function: oxidoreductase activity, acting on paired donors, with incorporation or reduction of molecular oxygen, NAD(P)H as one donor, and incorporation of one atom of oxygen; heme binding; iron ion binding. The transcript has a single exon. NCBI's taxonomy places the organism in Eukaryota, Viridiplantae, Streptophyta, Magnoliopsida, Poales, Poaceae.
CUUUGGAUCUUCCAUCAGACCUCUGUGCCCUCCUUUCUUUCCAAGCGCCAUCGAGUCGAUGUAAACAAGAUUAAAAUUGGAGACGGACGGCGACCCAAAUCAUAUUUAUCCACACGGCACGCCAGCACCAGUGAGAGCGGAAGCGGAGCAGCACCCAGACGCGCCAUGGAGACAUGGCAAAUCUUCCUCGGCGUGAUCCUCUUCGCCCUCCCGCUGACCCUCCUCCUUUUCCGCAGCCGUAAGACCGGCGGCGGCGGCACCCGGCGGCCCAUCCCGCCUGGCCCGCCGUCCUUUCCGGUGCUGGGCAGUAUGGUGUGGCUGACCAACUCGCCCGCCGACGGGGAGUCCCUCCUCCGGCGUCUGUUCGCGCGGUACGGUUACAUAGUGUCGCUGCGCGUGGGCUCCCAGCUCUCCAUCUUCGUCGCCGACCGCCGCCUCGCGCACGCGGCGCUCGUCGAGCGCGGUGCCGCUCUGGCCGACCGCCCUACCCUCGCGUCCGUCAGGAUCAUGGGCGAGAACGACAACACCAUCACGCGGGCCAGCUACGGGCCCGUGUGGCGCCUCCUCCGCCGCAACCUCGUCUCCGAGACGCUGCACCCGUCCCGCGUCCGACUCUUCGCGCCGGCGCGCUCCUGGGUGCGCCGCGUGCUCCUCGACAAGCUGCGGGACGAGUCGUCAUCCGGCGGGGCGGCCGUCGUGGAGACGUUCCAGUACGCCAUGUUCUGUCUCCUGGUGCUCAUGUGCUUCGGCGAGCUGCUCGACGAGCCCGCGGUGCGCGCGAUCGCCGCCGCGCAGCGCGACCAGCUGCUCUACAUCACCGGGAAAAUGGCCGUCUUCGCGUUCUUUCCGUCGCUCACAAAGCACCUCUUCCGCGACCGCCUCCGGACCGCGCACGCCAUGCGGCGGCGGCAGAAGGAGCUGCUCGUGCCGCUGAUCAACGCGCGGCGGGAGUACAAGAGCAGCGGCGGCGAGCCCAGAAAAGAGACGACGUUCGAGCACUCGUACGUCGACACCCUGCUCGACAUCAAGCUCCCCGAGGAGGGCGACCGCCCGCUCACAGACAACGAGCUUGUCAUCCUCUGCUCCGAAUUUCUCAACGCCGGGACAGACACCACCUCCACCGGGCUGCAGUGGAUCAUGGCCGAACUGGUCAAGAACCCAGCAAUCCAGGAGAAGCUCUACGAGGAGAUCAAAGCCACGACGGGAGACGACCAAGAAGAGGUCUCCGGGGACGACAUCCACAAGAUGCCCUACCUCAAGGCGGUGGUUCUCGAAGGCCUCCGGAAGCACCCGCCGGGGCACUUCGUGCUGCCGCACAAGGCGGCGGAGGACAUGGAGAUCGGCGAUUACCUGAUACCCAAGGGCGCCACGGUGAACUUCAUGGUCGCCGAGAUGGGCCGGGACGAGCGGGAGUGGGAGAAGCCGUUAGAGUUCUCUCCGGAUCGGUUCCUGCCGGGCGGCGCGGGCGAGGGGGUGGACGUGACGGGCAACCGGGAGAUCAAGAUGAUGCCGUUCGGCGUGGGCCGUAGGAUCUGCGCCGGGCUGGGCAUCGCCAUGCUCCACCUGGAGUACUUCGUGGCCAGCAUGGUGAGGGAGUUCGAGUGGCAGGAGGUCGCCGGCGAGGAGGUGGACUUCGCCGAGAAGAACGAGUUUACCGUCGUCAUGAAGAAGCCGCUGCGUCCCCGACUCGUGCCCCGUAGGUCUUAGAAUAAAGGAACUUCGGCAACUGGCAGUCGUAUCAGUUCGAACGAUUAUUCGCGCUUUCCGUUUAAUAACUCAUGUUGGGAGUGGAUGCUACUUUCAGUUGUUGCUAAUUGAUUCUAUUCUCGAAUAAGAGAGGAUGUAAAUUUAGAGAUAUAAAAUUAAGUGUUGUAUAAUUUACAUUAUAAAAUGUGCAUUUGAUACCAAAAAA